CAUCCCCAGUUAUGGGCUCAUGUUAUAUGUCAAGGGCUGAGCUCCAAGUGUGAGAGCCAUAGAUUACAGUUUGUUUCCAGGUCUGGUUGUCAGUGCAGUCACUGAUGGUUUCGUAGGUAGAUUCUGGUCUUAUUUUACCAGAUCAUCUGCUGCUGGCAGCCUGUAGUAGCUUCAUUAUUUUUUGCUCAAGAUGUUGUGCCUGGCUUCCUGUGGCAUGUUACUGGCAUUGCUGGCAGAGGCCCUUUCCUCGUGUUCGUCAUCUGCUUGCAGUUGGGUUCAUAGCAGCUUCUCUACAGUGAGCAAGGUCAAUGCAACACACCAGCCCAACAAGAGAGGAAGUCUGCUGUAAAGGUGAUUGUAUGUGGCGAACAUGGCUGGGACUUGUGAUAAAUGGCAGCAGAGGAGCUCUGUUGAGAAGAAAGGGAUCCAGCUUCAGUUCAUCAAUGGCUCCAGCAGCAUAUCCACCACUAAAAACACCACCAUCCGUCUUCGGGACAUUUAUGAUCCCAAGCCGCAACCUCCCAAAGCUCCUGUUCGGAUCCGUCCUCCAGGUCCGAGAACUCCCUCAGCACAGGAACCCAGUGUAAAGCCCAAUGUGCCAAGCGAUCCUCCAGUCAAGACAAUCAUGAGGAGACGAGCUCAGUCUCUUCCUUCGUCUGCAGAGAGGAAUAAAGAACUCAGGAGCGUGCAGGUACGCUUUGUGGACUCACUGGGCUUGGAGUUAGAGGAAGUUAAGGUCUUCAAAGUGCAAGAGCACCCCCUGAUUCCCCAACAUGUUAUGUUCAGACUACUGAUGAACUCUGAACUGGCUUUCGGGAGGUCAUUGGAGCUGUCCCUGCCUUACUUGAAACCAUGUUUCCCGGAAAAUAUGGGAGCUCAGCCCGAGUUCCUGAAGCGUCUCUGCACUCAGAGUGUGUGUCUGCAGCAGGUUGUGUGUUCAGAGCAGGGAAUAACAGGCACUAUACAAGUACUUAAUUUAGCUUAUGAGAAAGAGGUCACAGUGCACUACUCUUUCACCAACUGGAGAGCGCACACGGAUACAACAGCGGUCUGGGUAUCAAGUGGGAGCUGCGAGGAGAGCAACUCUCCAGACACAGAUACUUUCAGAUUUCGUCUGCCAGUCCCACCUUUCAUUUUGGAGCCAGGGGCGAUCUUGGAAUUUGCCAUCUGCUACCACGUAAGAGGAUCUGACUACUGGGAUAACAACAAUGGGCAAAAUUACAAACUGUCAUGCCACAGCUACAAGGUGACUGUGCCAAGAGAGUGUGAGGACAGCAUGCUGCAUUUUACCUGAGUGCCCACACAGGGGAGCUCUAACACCUGCACACAGAUAGGGGUGACACUGAAAACACUGUACAGUAACUAUUACCAGUAUUUCCUUACUUCAUCAUAAGCAGUGGUAGAAUUUGUUUCAGUUGUCCAAAUUAAUAUAAUUGUAGGUUCUUUACUUGAGUAUUUCCAUCUUGUACACUUUAUUUCACUGCAUGUAUCUGACAGCUGUAGUUCAUUUCCAGAUUCAAACACAAUCAGGAUACAAAAUAUCAAGUAUUGUUAUAAAUGACACCUUUGUAUUAAGUUAAAGAAUUAAAAUAAACUGCACCUUAACCAGCUACAACAUCAAAAUGAUACUUAUAUGCUAAUGCAUGAGUAAUGAUAAUCACAUAAUAUAAUUACACUGACCUGCUGCUUGAUGUACUUUUACUUUUGAUUCUUUGUGUACAUUGCAUGCACUGUAAACUUUUUGAAUUCAGGACAUUUUCUUGUAAUGAGGUAUCACAGUGCUUACAGUAUUGUUACUUUCACUUAAAGGGUUAGUUAACACCUCCUGAAAUUACAUGUUUUUUUGCUGUCCCCUGGUGGUUGACCAGCUCAUCUUGGGGCAGUGACGUAGAAGUGUACCCCAGGGCACCAUGACAUCACUGUUGGGUGUGGUCACAGGUGACAAAGCACUUUUCUGGCCACACCUAACCAUACCUCAUCCUGAGAGGUGAAACAAGCUAGAAACCUUCAAGCAGAGAGGGCAGCAAAACAGUGCUUUUCAGCCUUCUGUUAAGUUACUCUUGAAGUCUGACUCACUGGAUGUAGGCUGAAGGUAUAAAGCCUUCCACUGGCGCCUACUCCAAGUGGCAAUCUCCUCCCCUCCCACUUCCCCUGCCUUUUACUGUUCUCAGAAACCCCUUCGCUACAGGAAAUAACAACCCCUGAGCUGCUGAAUAUGGCAAGAUUUGAAUUGUGUAAUCACACAAUUGACGUACAUCUUUGCUGUUUUUUGUGGUGUUUUCUUUGCUGGGAAUCGGCCGCUUUAUUGACAGUGCUCCCCUCCGCACGUGCAAAUGUUUCACUAAAUCAAGUUCCCCUCCGACACUAUUAUGCAGGGGCACUGUUGCUGCAUCCUGGGCUCAGAUGAUUUUGAUUAGUUUAAAGAAAUGCAAACAAGCCAUUCCCUGUAGCAGAAUGAUUAUGGGUGCAGGCAGACCAUUCUCCAGCGCUGACACAGGGUUGUCUUGAGACUAGUCUUGAAGUAAAGAUCUGAAUACUUCCUCCAACCUCUGAUUAGAUGAUGCUGGGAAUAGGAAAAAGGAAGUAGGAAGCAAUCAAAUGUAACACUUUUACUCCUAGAAACACAACAAGGGCCAGAGAUUUUGUAAACAAAGACCUCAGCUUGAUAAUUUAACAACAAUGGUUUGAUAUAAUACAUUAUAUGGGUAAAGUGAAACACCAACAUCUGUUUAGCUUCACCACACAUCUGUUCUGUAGCUCACUCUUAGAGGGUUACACAUUGAUGCAGUGUUGCAUUUCCACAAAGUUCAGGGACUCACAAGACUGAUAAAAAAACUGAAUGGUCAAAGUCAAAUCUGUCGCUUUUAGUCGCUAGUCUCAGUCAAGCUUAAAACCAUAUCCUCCUGCAUUUCUCACAGCCACUUCUGUCAAACUCCACACCUCCAGUUUAAAACACAGAUUCCCCUGAUGACAGCGCCUCAUGACAAGUAAACUGAACAAUGUGUAAAAUUGAUGGAGUAACCCUUUAAAAUAUUCCAGCCUGUUUGAGGCCAUGGGAAGCUGCUGUGCUCCUGCUGGGCUUUUAUUUAGAUUAAAUCCCUGCCACCUCUGUACAGACCUACAAAAGAAUUUGCUCACUUUGCUCUUUAGUAAGUCUGGUGACCCAAUUUAAUGAUUGACAGUUUGAGUUAGGAAAAACACAGUUGUUGUGUCUUAACACAGAAUUGCACAAGGCAACAAAUCCAUAUUCUUUGCUGAUUUCAUGCAAAUGGAAAAGACUUAAUGAUCUGUUAGAAACCUGAGCAGCUUGUUUACUUUCUGCAGUGACCAACAGGGCUUGACCUCAUUCUUCUGGAGCUUGUUUGGUGUUAGGAGGAUUACGGGGGGGCAGUGUUAGCUCGUCUGUUCCACUGUGACCGGGUCCUUUUAGAUUCGUGGCAGUAACUGACCUUUCACCAAAAAGUUUCCACUGAUACGAGAGCCCAGAUUCCAGUGGACUCUCUGGCAGGCUGUGACGUUUGGCUCAUAGGAGGGCAUUCUUCCAUCUGCAUCAGUCACUGCAACUGUAUGGCAUACCUUAAACAUGAUAGCAGCCAUCUGACCACCCAAAAACUAACUGAGCAUGUCAGGCCUUUUAUGGAUCACACACCAAUUAGAGAAAACUAAAAAAAUAAUAGAAUAACUCAUUACAGGCACAGUGUAGUUUAUUAUAAAUCAUCAGUGGCGGAAAAUAACUAAGAUAAUUGAGGCUGUGAGUCAUUUUAUGAAUUUCCUAGAAUAAGGUGUCAUUUCUCUUGAUCCUUCACCCUUCUUUAUUUUAAGAUCCUCACACCCAUUUCUAAAAAGUUCUUACAUCGAAACAAGAUUUCUAUCUAAAAAAGCUUAAAAUGGUCAUAAAGGGUCAUACAAAUUCAAUAAUAUUAUAUAGUAAAAGACCAUUCUGGAUGAUGAGUACUUGUAUUCUUGAUGUUUUAAUUCCAUUUUUCUGAUAGUAUGCACGUUUACUUAAUUGAGACUUUAGAGGACUUUCACUUGUAAUUGAGUAUUUUUGCUCUGUGGUAUUGAUACUUUCUCUGAAGGAAAUGAUCUGACUUCUUUCACAACUGCAGGUCCUUAAAUACUAAUAAUUACGUCAUUAUUUAUGUUACAUCCAUCAUUUCUGUGAACAUAGGAGUGUAUAGUCCCACAUUUUGCAUCAAUGUGAAUAUAAUUUAUAUUCAAUGGUUAAAAAGAUCCACUAUGGUUUGGGGUCUGUUUAGCCAUGAUUUGAAUUUCUUGAUUUGUUCAAAAAAAUAUGCAUGUACAUGGAUGACUGAUAGCAUUUGCCCAAUGACCUCUCACUGUAAUAUUGAAGCAGUCAGUUGUUGCAGUUACGGGACAUGAGAUGGCGCCAUUGCUCAAAUCUAAGCUCCUACAUUUCCAUUUGAAAUACAACAAGAAUGUGAUUUUUGUUUCCAUUGGUGGAGGAAGUAUCCAGUUCCAGAAUUAAGUAAGAGAAGCCUUGCAAUGUGAAAAUAUCAUAUCCCUGGUCUGUUGUAUUAUUAAAUAUUAAUUAAUUAAUUAUAUUAGUUGAUCGUUAUUACUUGUGCAUUGUAAUGUAAGAAGCAUUUUAAUGCUGUAGGUGCUCAAAGUAGAGCAACUUUAACUAAUGUAUUUACAGAGGAGCAUUUUACUUACUUUAAAUAAAUACUUCACAUUUUAUAUGAUUUUAUGCUCUGAGUAUAAAAUCUUAACCUGAAGUAUCUGUAGCUGUCAAAUUAAUGUAGUGGGAUUGUAAAAUCAUUUCCUGUAUAAGUAGAAAGUAGCGUCAAAUUAAAAUACCCAAAGAAGGUACCUCAAAAUUAGAAUGUAAAGUUCUAACUUACUCCUCCACUGUUUGUUUCAACAGCUUGCAACUUAAAUGUUUUAUUUUUCCUCCUAUUUGAAAUUUAAAUAUCAGUCCUUUAGAUGUGCUUACCAUCAUCAGUUAAAUUGCAAUACUGUUAUAAAGUAUGAAGGUUAUGGGCUGUUUUUCUACAUCAUCCUAUCACCAGUGGUGGAAGAAGUACAAGUAACAUGUCAAAAUGUUACUAUAUAUCCUUAUGUGUGUCCAAACUUUUGACUGGUGCUGUAUAUAUACUGUUUGUAUUGUAUGUGUAAAAUGUACUUAAACUAUCAAAUUCAAAAGUACUCACUAUGCAGAAACACUCCUGUCACAGUGUUACAGUGAUAUAAUAUUUAUUCAUUAUCCAUACUGCUCAUCCCAUUAGGGUUGUGGGGAGCCUGGAGUCAUCCGGGACAAGUCAUCUAUCACAAGGCUCACAUGUAGAAGCAAACAACUAUUCGCACUCACAUUCACACCUACGGGCAAUUUAGAGUCGUAUUAUUGUAUUGUUAAAACAUGAUUUCUUAAAGGUAUAAUGUGUAAGAUCGUGCUACUUGAUCCAGCUCCAUAGGGGGCAGCAUUUCACCUCUUCACCCCUGUCCAUUUAAUCAUGUUGUUGUUUUCCCCAUGUUCCUUAUCAUUUAUUAUUUAAAUGUGCAUUUCUUGUUGAUAGCUAAAAUUGUUGAUAGCACUGAAACAAAUUAUGGGUACUUGUAAUACAAACAGUAUGUUUUUAAUUACAUAUAAAAAUAUGAAGGCAUGGGGAUACUGCAUGACACAUGGGUGUCUGCUACAGCAGAAUGUGAAGGGAUGAUGACAUCAUCACAAAGGCAGAAUCAGAAGAUAAGGUUUAUUGCCAGGUAGGUUUUAAGUUACAAGAUAUUUGGCUUGGUGUUUGGUGCAGUAUCCAAUAAACAUAUUAACAGGAAAUAACAAUAAAAAGGUAAAAUACUGCAACAGUCAAAAAGAUAAAUAUAGAUAGAUAGAUAGAUAGAUAGAUAGAUAGAUAGAUAGAUAGAUAGAUAGAUAGAUAGAUAGAUAGAAAAAAAUAAAACUAUGAAAAAAAAACUGUACAAAAGUGUUGGCAAAACUCCUGCUGAGCAGGAUGUGCAAAAGAUCACAGUUUAUCUGUUCUGUGCAGGGAGAAUACUCCAAGGUGUUACUGCAAUGUGGAUGUUGAUGAUUGAUGAGGCCAGACGCAGAAGAAAAGGUCAAACAGUCUCUUUAUCUUGCUUGUAAAAAAAAGUUACUGAUGCAUCUAGCUAGACAACAGCUGCAGGAACAGGCUAAAUUCUACUAAAUCACUAAAAAGUCAACAUCAUACAUGUAUGUCACUUGAAGUGUUUGUCAUUUGCACUAAUGAUACUUUUCGCUACAGACCAACAUUAGAUGUUACUCACCAUUCUAAAAGAAAAGUCUCAUCUCUUUACUCGCCCGGAGAUGUCUCCUGCGGUGGAAAAACACACCAGCAUUCCCCCAUGUUUUGCUUCUUUGUCGUUGAACGUUGUUUCUUGUUGGAGCGGUUCUUCAGGAUGGAGAUAAAGAUCACUUUCUAGGCACUUCAGAAAAUCUCUGCGUUUCUGUGAUGUUCGUCGGGAGCUUUUGUGUUUUUAGUUGGGAGCUAUAGCGAACUUCAAGUUCCGGAGGAAGCUGUUCUUUUCAGUGGGACUGAGGGCAGACUAGACGCUACACAGACUCACACAGCAUCUAGUGUGUCUAGGUGGUAUUACAACACGGUCCGGGACGCAGCUAGUUGGUUAGCAUGCUCCUUUCAGUAGAUAUCUCUGAAAUACAACAGAUGGUGGUCUUGGUCAUGACAUCAUCCCUGUGGCUCCUUCACAUUGACGCUGUUGAUGGUGUUAGUUCAUUUUUGAACAUUCUAAACAAACUGAAAUUCUGGCCAGAUUUGGCCAGAUCUUACAAAUUGCACCUUUUUAAAGGAGCUACACUACACAUUUUUACUAUAGCUACAUAGCUAGCAUUAGCAUUAACAGCUUUUUACUUACCAGUCAAAAGAAACGUUGCGAGUUCAGCAUCUAAACUUCAUUCUUUUACUCGCCAAGAGCUGUCUCCAGAGGUGGAAAACAACCCUUUCGUUUUGAUUCUAUUUCCAUCACUUCUUUACUUCUACUAAAGUUAGCAUCCUGACUAGCUAGCCUCUGCCCAGUCGGCCCAUCUUGACACUUUGCGAUACAGAGUCAGUGUAGCUUCCACUCUGCCCUGAAGAAGUAGCUGCUCAGAGGACGUAUUAUAAUCUCCUGUGUUGUAAAUGCAACAAUGGUUGAAGCUCUUGGCAAGACUGGUAGGUAAACAGCUGUUAAUGCUAAUGCAAAACUUACACAUAGCUCCUUUAAUGUUGUACACUACACUGGUUGGUUUAAGAGUAAAGCACUGCAUCAUACUCAAUAAUCUCCACACACAGGAUGCAUGUAAAAUCUUAAUGUGACACAAUCCAGUCGUGUACAAGUACCUCAAAACUGAGUAAAUCUAUUAAGUUACAUUCCACCACUGAGAAUAUUGUACAGUAGAAAACUUCAUCUGUCUUCAGGUAAUAAAUUUGUGAGACUAAGAUUCAACCUUCUGCAGCUGCACUCCCCAAAGAAAUGUAUAUUAUGUUCAGAGCUCUCUGAGGGGAUUCAUAACCUGGCAACCCUCAGUUGGUGUCUCUUGUACUUGGCGUCUGUAGGUCGCUUGUAAUUACUGGAUUCACAGACGAUGACUUAUUCUGCUGGAGCAGUUAUUAUGAGGCAUGGUGGAUAAAGGCAUGAGCAUGUCAGUGAAAUGUAGCACAGCCACAACAAUGCAGCAAGAACAAUCUUAGUGUUGUGAGGCUUCAUCACCUCCUCUGCACUUGAAAUCAUGUGAACCUUUUAUAGUCACACCAGAAACAAAAACAAACAUCCCCUCUUGGAUCCUCCGGGGCUCGCCUGGGCUCCAUCGCCUCUAACGUGGCGCUCGUUUGUACGGAUGUUCCUCACUCACAGUCCUAGCUGUCAUGCCAGUUUGUUGUCGGGGCACACAUCCACGAGGCCUCGCAGCGCUGUGCCUUUAUUUGGGGGCUGUCAUCUUGUGCUUGUUGCUGGUAGUUAUAUAACAACGCACCAUAUUAGGAGCCAAGAUGAUGCUCAGUAGUGACGUUUGCUCUGGGGACUGGCUGGGAUUGAAAUGUAAAACAGUGAUGCAUCGUUAUGAGUCCCAGUGAUUGAGUUACAUCACUAAAACACCAUUAUGGCCUGUGUGUUUUAGAAUAAAAGAACUGUCACUUGUAA
Seriola aureovittata is the source of this 8133-nucleotide messenger RNA. It is a transcript of the gene ppp1r3db, whose product is annotated as protein phosphatase 1, regulatory subunit 3Db. Gene Ontology annotation, cellular component: protein phosphatase type 1 complex. Gene Ontology annotation, biological process: regulation of glycogen biosynthetic process. The transcript has 2 exons. NCBI's taxonomy places the organism in Eukaryota, Metazoa, Chordata, Actinopteri, Carangiformes, Carangidae. The record is from RefSeq and is a predicted model, not a curated record. The coding region runs from base 371 to 1294 and encodes 307 amino acids. Gene Ontology annotation, molecular function: glycogen binding; protein phosphatase 1 binding.